GCAACACCCACCCACCCCAUCGACGAAACAGCAGCGGCAGCGACCCCCGUCAUUUGGGGGCUAUGUCAUUGCUUCCACUACUGCUACGACUGCCAGCGUCAGCCGGCAGCGGCAGCAGCGGCAGCAGCAGCAGCAGCAUCCCCAUCAUCACCACACGGCCGUGCGUGGUGGCGAGAGGCUGAAGAGCAGCGAGAGAAGACGCUCGCUCACAUGAGCGCAGUGGGCAGGCGCGCAUUGCGCUACGCAGCCGCCCGCUACCACCGCCAGCAACAGCAGCAGCAGCAACGCCGCCACAACACUCCAGGCACCGUCAGCAGCAGCAGCAGCAAGUGUUGAGGCUAACACCCCUUGUCCGGAUCGGUCGCUUCAUUUUCAUAGCUUCGCCUAUACAGCGAACGCAGUCGUGGGGUGGUGGAGGGGGGUUGCUUUGAGUGGCGAGCGCGUGCGUGUCUAUUUGUUAAUUCCUUUAGAAUUGUGGUUUCGUUCUGGAUUCAUUGACGUUUGUAUUAUUACGUCGUAGUGGUUUUUUUAAUCUCUCUCUCGCUCGCUUGUUAUACUUCUCCGGCUUUGGAAAGAAAGAAAACAAAAAUCCACAUUGUUUCUUUCAAUUGAGUUUUCGUAUUUGCAUCCCCGCAUAGCCGCUUGGAUUAAGCCACAAUAGUCAUCAUCAUCAUCGCCGCCGCCGCAGCCGCAGCGCAUCGUGUCGUCGCAACGUCACGCGCACACGGCGUCGGCGGGACACAAAUUGCCCGUGCAUUAGCGCUGGGGCGACAUUAGUCGCCAGCAACUCGAGACUCGGGGCGUGCCACGCAGGCGACGAGAGGGCACGUGAACGGCGAUGGCCACGCUGACGUGCCGAGUCCAGUUUCUGGACGACACGGACCCGUUCUCCAGCACCAACUUCCCCGAGCCGACGCGACCGCCUACCUACACAUUUCUGGAGGACACCCCUCUCAUCGAGCAGAUCGCGGGAGUUCACCGUCUGCUCAAAGCCCCCCACAAGCUGGAUGACUGUGCUCUGCAGCUUUCGCACAAUGGCACAUACCUGGAUCUGGAUUCCACGCUGGGCGAGCAACGCGACGAGCUGGAGGGCUUCUUUGAGGACAGCGGGAGAUCCAAGAAACAAAGUAUCGUUUUGAGAACCCAGCUCUCGGUGCGGGUGAAUGCAUGCAUCGAAAAGCUGUACAAUUCUACAGGCCGGGAACUAAGGAGAGCCCUUUUCUCCUUAAAGCAAAUUUUCCAGGAUGACAAGGACCUGGUUCAUGAGUUUGUCAAUGCAGAGGGGUUAACGUGCCUCAUCCGUGUGGGCGAUGAUGCUGACCAGAACUACCAGAACUACAUACUCCGAGCUCUGGGCCAGAUAAUGCUGUACGUGGACGGCAUGAAUGGAGUGAUCGCCCACAACGACACUGUGCAGUGGCUCUAUUCUCUCAUCGCAUCAAAGUUCCGGCUUGUGGUGAAGACGGCCCUCAAGCUCCUUGUCGUGUUUGUGGAGUACACAGAGUCGAAUGCGCCUCUUUUCAUCAAGGCCGUAAACACAACGGACAGAAAAUCAGGAGUUAAGCCAUGGUCCAACAUUCUGGCCAUCUUGGAUGAGAAGGAUGGCAUUGACACAGAAUUGCUGGUUUUUGCCAUGACGCUUCUGAACAAGACCCUGGCAGUCCUUCCAGACCAGGACACGUUCUACGACGUGACGGAUUGCCUCGAAGAACAAGGAAUGGAAGCCAUCGCGCAGAGGCACCUGGCAAAACGUGGCGGCGACCGGGACCUGGCGGAGCAGUUCGACAUCUACGAGGUGGCCCUGCGCCUGGAGGACGGCGACACCGAAUCCGGAGCGGCCACACCGGCGAGCUGCCGCAAGGAGCGCCGCCGCACGUCGCUCACGGGCGCCGUCUCCGCCGCCGCCUCCUCCGCCUCCUCCUCCUCCGCCGCCGCCGGCACGGGCGGCGGAGAGAAGCGCGGCCUGGAGCGUCGUCGCAGCCGGCGCCACAACUCGGCAGGCAGGGGCCGCUCGCCGACGUCGCCGGUCGCCCCCUCGGCGCUCCCGGCCGGCACGGCGAGCGCCGCGGCCGGCGACUCGGCGUUCGAGAACGGCGCGGCGCGAAGCGCUCCGCCCUCGCCCGCGCUCUCCUCGCAGUCGUCGCGCAGCAGCCAGAGCACGGCCAACGGCCGGGACGAUGGGGACGUCAGUCUUGCGGUUUGCUCUGAGACGAAUGACUGCUGCUUCGAAGCGGACGCUAAAUCAUCCCCUGGCUCUGCCCUGACCAAGUCGCUGCCCCUCGUGCAAAAUGCCUCCUCCUGCAUGCCCGCUCCGGUGCAGCGCCUCUCGAUGACGCCAUCUCCGUUACCGCCUUCCUCUACGCCGUCUUCUCCAUCGCCGCCACCGGCGGCCGCGUUGCCCGCGCCCGCAGCGACGCUCCGGUCGCGGGCCGCGACCCCGGCACGCCACGCUGCUAACGUCUCGCCUGCCGCCCUGCCCGUUAGGCUGCCGUACGUGCCCAAGUCUCCCUUCCACCUCUUCAGCUAUGAGCCCAUGGACAAGCCGGCCUCCCUGCGCGAGCGUCAGGACGAGGCAGCAGCUGCGGCGACAGCGGCCGGGACUCCGGUGGCGGCUAGCUUGGCAGCCUCCGAGAGCGGUUCACGACUCUUGGAGCCAUCACAUGAUCCUUUCGCUUCCAAACCUCUUCGCUUCGCAUCUAGUUUCACGUUCACUCCAAACCGGUAUUCCGCGGGGGUCAACUACAACGGCAACGUCUACGGCACGCCGGGCGCUCGCUCUUACGGGAGCCCAUCUUCCCCGGCCAGCCAGGCAGCCGGCAGCCAAUACAGCCAGAAUCACAGCAGUGAGGCGGCAGACGGCAAGAAUAGCAACAAAGCCAUGGACAGCAGUGCCAGGGCGGCAGCCGGGCUACUCUCGUCCUCCUACAAGCAGCACCAGGAGUCCCUGGCGGCCGAGCGCGAGCGCCGGCGGCGCGAGAGGGAUGAGCGGCUGCAGCGCAUCGAGCGCGAGGAGCGCAACAAGUACAAUAGUCGCGAGUACAUGGAGGAGAGGGAGAGGCUGAGGAGAGAGAAAGAAGAGAGGAACCGCUACCUGGAGAGAAUUGCGGCCGAGGAGCGAGAGAAGGAGCUGCGCAACAGAACCAAAGUCAGGAUGGAGCUCAACCUCACUUUGCAAUCACCCUCAACCAAUGCUAGCCCCGUGACCCUCGUAUCACAGUCUCCGGGGACACCAUCAGCCUGUCCCUCUCCGACACCCGUCCGGUCAGCUGAGUCACCCCGCCUGGUAUCGUACUCCCCAUCGCCGACUCGUUCGCAAUCACCGGCCCUCGCACCGUCGCCGCCCCCGUCGCCGGCCCCGUCGCCCGCCCCGUCGCCUGUGACGUGUUCGUCUCCCGCGCCACUGGCGUCGCCCGCGCGCUUCGUUUCGCCAGCGCCGUCACCGUCGACCUCGAGGCCUGCGACGCCCGCCGGCAUUCCUGCGCCACCCCCCGCUGCUCGUGUCCCGAGCACCCCCAGCUCGUCGCUGCGGCUCGCAGACGCCGGGGAGACUCCAGAGGAAGCGGCAGAGGAGACUGCAGAAGAGCCUGCGGCGGAGGAGGUGGCUCCCCUGAGUGCGAAGGAGCGGGAGAAUGAGGCCGUGAACGAGAAGGAAAAUUGCUCGGCCUCCAGUAGUUCAUCGGCCAGCAGCACCCUUGAACGCGACCGUGCUGAGGAAGAGCCAGAAUCCAGCCUUGAAUUCAACAUUUGCCCUGAACAUAGCAAUUCGUUAAGUAUCAGGGGGAAUGAAUCGUUUCAUGCCUCGUCUUUAAUGCACAGGGCUACAGCAGAUGGUAUACGCAUUCUCGGAUUGCGCCCUGCGCAAAUGACCAUGUGGUCAGAUGCUAACAGCAGAAUACAUGGAAGCCGGCUCGUUAGCUGGAUUUACCCGACGCUCUGGGGUUUCUUAGCACGCACUCAAGCCCUGUCUGCUUCCUGCCCUCCAGAGAAGAGACCGCAGGAGAAAGCCAUCGAGGAGGAGAGCGGCGAGGCGACCGAUCAGAUUCCCGUGCAGAGCCUGACCAAUGGCACCAAUUCCGAACCUGUUGGACUCGGAGAGAAGACGGAAGAAACGAGCAAAAAUGAGCCAGAUGGCCUGGCGGAGGGCGUUUUGGCUCGGGUGUCAUCGCCUACGAUCCCCGAGGGAGGAGGCGCUCGCCGGGAAAUCGCUGCGGCACGUGACGCGACCGCCGUAUCUCCCGACAAGCCGAGCGGCCCGCGGGCAUUUGCCGAGCGCUUCGGCCGUGUCACCUCUUCCGAGCAGGACGAGGAGGGCGAGAAGGAGAUGCCCCCCGUCGCUCCGCCGCCCCCCCGCAAGGAAUCGGAUCAGCUGUGGGAGCAGAUGCUGGCCAAGACGCACGAACUUCGCAUCAAAGACAUGGACUUCACGGACCUGAACGAGGAGGAUGACGUGGACAUGCUGGACUUUGACAACUUGCUGUUACGCUCGGGCGACUUCGUGUCGCUCCCACCACCGCCGCCCGUCUUCCCGUCCAUGGCCUCUGUGCUCUUCUCGCCGCCGCCACCUCCGGGCUGCCCUCCUACCAUGCCGCCACCGUCGUCGGCGUUGACGGGACUCAUCCUCCCUCCGCCCCCGCUGUUCGCCUCGCCGGCACACCAGGCCCGCGAGGGCACUCCCGGGGGGCCCGGCUCGCCGGCGCUCGCCCACUCCCUCAAGAAGAAGAAGACCGUGCGGCUUUUCUGGAGCGAGGUGCGGCACACGGAGUGGCAGCACCGCAACCACCGCUACGGCAAGAGCUCGCUGUGGGCCUCGCUCGACCCCGUGGAGGUGGACACCAACAAGCUGGAGAUCCUCUUCGAGUCCAAGUCGAAGGAGCUGCCCGUCACGAAAAGGAGCACGACGGAUGGGAAGCGACAGGAGCUCAUCGUGCUGGACUCGAAGCGGAGUAACGCCAUCAACAUUGGCCUCACCGUCCUUCCACCACCACGCACAAUCAAAACCGCCAUCCUCAACUUUGACGAAUACGCCCUCAACAAGGAGGGCAUCGAAAAACUGCUCACCAUGAUCCCCACGGAGGAGGAGAAGCAGAAGAUCACCGAGGCGCAGCUCGUGAACCCCGACGUGCCCCUCGGCUCUGCGGAGCAGUUCCUGCUCACGCUGUCGUCCAUCAGCGAGCUCUCCGCUCGUCUCCAGCUCUGGGCCUUCAAGCUCGACUACGAGACGAUGGAGAAGGAAGUGGCUGAGCCCCUUCAAGACAUCAAGGAGGGGAUGGACCAGGUGGAGAAGAAUCGCACCCUGAGAUGCAUCCUCACCACCCUGCUGGCUGUGGGGAACUUCCUCAACGGCACAAACGCUAAAGGCUUCGAGCUGCACUACUUGGAGAAGGUGCCGGAGGUGAAGGACACGGUGCACAAGCAGUCUCUGCUACACCACGUGUGCAACAUGGUCGUGGAGAAGUUCCCGGACACGACGGACCUGUACUCGGAGAUCGGCGCCAUCACACGCUCCGCCAAGGUGGACUUUGAUCAGGUGCAGGAGAACUUGAAUCAGAUGGAGCGGAGGUGCCGGGCCUGCUGGGACCACCUGAAGGCCAUUGCCAAGCACGAAACCAAGCCGGUGCUCAAAACCAAAAUGUCCGAGUUCCUCCGAGACUGCGCCGAGCGAAUAAUCAUCCUCAAGAUCGUGCAUCGGAGAAUCGUCAACAGGUUCCACGCGUUCAUGCUGUACAUCGGACACGCGCCCUACUCCAUCCGGGACGUGAGCAUCACGCGCUUCUGCCGAAUCGUGAGCGAGUUCGCGCUGGAGUACCGCACGGCGCGCGAGCGCGUGCUGCAGCAGAGGCUCAAGCGGGCGACGCAUCGCGAGCGCAACAAGACCCGGGGGAAGAUGAUCACCGACACCGACGAUGAAGAGGCAGCGGAGAGCGGGAAGUUCUCGGGCGGCAGUGCCCAGUCGCCCCUGGCGGCGUCGGCGUCGGUGCCGGCCGUGCGGAGGCAGCUGGCGGCCGAGGACGACGCGGAGCACGAGAACAUGAAGGCCGUUCUGCGCACGUCCGUGCACGCGAGCGGCGGGCUCCACUCGUCCGUGCCCGGCACUCGCACGCGCGCACGUGCCCGCGCAAGCCGCGGCCGGGUGAGCACGGGGAGCGCUCCGGUGUUCGACGACUCCCCCAAUGCGACGGACGACGCCACCGAUGAGAUAAUGGACCGCAUCGUCAAGUCGGCCACGCAGGCCCCGUGCCAGCGAGCAGCUACUCGUGAGCGACGGCGCUCCCGGGCCAACCGCAAAUCCCUCCGCCGAACCCUGAAGAGUGGGUUAACGCCGGAGGAGGCCCAAGCCCUGGGGUUAUUGGGCACCGCGGAGAUGCAAGUGUAGGCAGAUGUUCUGCGCGCAAUGAAUGGCCUUCCUUUAGACCUAGCCCCAGCCACAGAUGCUUGAGAGAUUCGCUGUGGCACAAAUGUGAACUGUAGACUUUUACUUGUUAAAAUGAGCACAAAAAUAAUGUUUCAUUGUGGCCAUCUCAACGAUGUCAUGCUGUAUUGGACAAACGUUGUACACACACACACAUGUUAUUACCAAAGGCUAAAAAGGUGCAUGGUGUAAUGGAACAAAAUUACGCUUUCAUUCAAAUUAAUAAGACAUUGUGCCUUUAGGAAACCAAAACAGUCGGGUAGAGUAAAACAAACAUUUUAAGUAGUCACCAAUAAGGUCUUGGUCUUGGUACUUGGAUUCCUUCUUUAACCACUAAAUAAAUACAGCGACCUGGGGAAAAAAUAUACUGUCCCACUAAACAUAGCCACUCAUAUAGCCUUUGCCGUAAACACACUGACUUUUACGUAACACUAUGAACGAAAUCUUUUAGACUCCUUCCAACUAGCUCCCUGAGAAUUUUUUUUUUCUAAUGAGCUUUUUUUUUACUAAACCUACUUUUAUAAGUAGCAAUUUUGUUUCUCAAGUUAGUUUUUGUUUCUGUAAUACGCUGCCAUUUUCUUUCAAAUGACAGCACUUGCAUACCUAUUUUGGUGCCCUGAAUGGACACACGUGUUUUAUUAUUAUUAUGAUUGAAACGUUGUUAAAGAAGCAUGUAUGAAUCCAAGAAAAUUACUUUCCAAAGGUCUCUUCGAGCAUUCUAGUGUGAAUAUGUGUGUGUGUGUUUAAGCUCAGAUUACACAAUGCUUAAAACAACGAACAGCUGACAAGCAAAAAUAAGUAAGAUAUGUUGUUUUAGGUCAAUAUUGAUGGAUUUGUAUGCAGUAACUUUAUUUCCUUUUUUUCCCCCUUCUGUUUAACUUUCUUUUUGCGUUGUGUUCCCCUGUUCAAACUUGUUAUUUUGAAAAAUGCACUUUGUGAAACCAAAUGGAACACUUUACGUUGGUAAAAAAAUGUUAAUCAUACUCGCAUGUUUAAGUUUUGCCUGCUUGCCGGUUCUCACAAACCACAUUCAGCAUAUUUCUUACUUUGCUUUUAUCAAAGUUUUACAUAUUUCACAACGAUUUCAGGGUAUUUGCUUGCAUUACAUAUUAAUCAGAUUUUAUUUCCCCGUAGUGAGAUUUACCGUUGCUGUGUGGGUUAAACUAAAUUUAUUUGUCAUUGCUUGUUAAUAGUUAAGUACAAAUAUGUGGGUAUCCAGUGUGAACAUAGUUUGAGACUAGUUUGUCUAAACAGACAUAUUUCAUGGCACCAUUCAUAGCAAACUAGCGUCAAAACCACACGACUUUAACAAAAACAGAUUCAUACUUUCAACAUUUCAGUCCACAGGAAAACAGUCAUACAUCUUGAAUUUUGUACUUUUUCCUUGUUUUUUUGCAUUACAUCUAAGUCAUCAUUUUGCAAACUCAUAAGAUACAUCGUUGUGAUAUUUUCAUAAAGUACUUUAGGCGUUCAGCACCUUGUGUUUUGCGUAGUGGUUUUAAAAACACUCAGCAGCCCAAGAUGUAGACGGACGAACGCUGUUUAGGGUUGAAUGUGUGUUGAUUCUGUUGAGUAGAGUUUUGUGUGACAGAAUGGUUGGAGAGUUUGAGACUGCGCUGUUUUACAGGGCGAAUGCUAAAAUGCUGACGUUUAAAGAAGAAAAAUGAAGAGACUAUUUUUCUAACAUUGCCCUGAAUGCUGUAAAAGUAAAAAAAAACCUUCAUAAAUAAUAUUGCAGCCAGUUUUGGGAAGGACAGUGAUCUGCAUAACAAUAAUAUUGUUUCCCUAUGUAAGGUGAUCUAAGUGGAGUCGUUUGUAGAAGAUGUGUAAUGUGUAUCUGUCAUUUGCAAAAGUCUGCCAUUGGCUAAGUAUUUAAUGUUAUGUUUUGGUAAUGAAGUACUGUGUAACUAUGUACAAUCGACUACAACUUAGCACAUGGACUUUGAUUAACACUCUAUGAUGCAGUUUGUGUUCUCUUUGCUGUGGUUAUUUGCAAUGCCGUUUUAAUGGAGAAUUUGUUCCUUUGGAAAUGAAUGAACAUGGGUUAGGACUUCAUACCAGAAAAAUAAAAAAAACGAUAACAGCAUCAUUAUUGAAACAAAACAAUUGUAAUGAUGCUAAAACUGUAAUUUUGGCGAUGUCUUAGGAUUUUGAAACUGCAUCAACAACUGAUUGCAUUUUUUGCGAUAUAGAAUUGCCAUGAGAAUAAGGGUUUGUGAAUGUGCUUAUAAAAGGGGCAUAUAGGUUACAGGUACGGUGGCCGUAAAAUCUUCCAUCCAAGUGCUUGUUUUUGUUUUGAGUGGUUGCAUAACAGGCCCGAGACCAGCGUCAUUGAUAUAGGCUAUUGGAUCAAACGCACGUGACAAGUGAAACGUCCGUAUAUCUAAACAACAACAAAAAAACAUUAAGCUCAUGCAUUAAAAACAAGAAAUUGCAACACGUAUGAAAAAAAAACUGAGCAAACUCGUGCAAAGUGCUUGUCUGUGUCUUCUGAAGUCUUUGGUGUACAUUGUAUACAUGUGUACAAUAGAAAUCACAGUUUUCAAAAAUGAAAACUACGUGUGUACAGUUUGUGUGUGUGUAUAUGAUAUAUUGUCAAGCGAGAAUCACAUUUUAUUUGUAAGAUAAUAUCUUAUUUGAAUGAACUAGGCAACAGUAUUAGGUGCUAUUUCAGCAAUACCUAUGGUCCCCAAAGCCAUGAAAGUAAUUUGGGCAUCGAAAUUAGUUGAGUAAGCACUACAACUUUAUUAUUAUUAUUUUCCCCAGAAAUGCUUACGAGGCAAAAAUGUAAUCAACUUUUUUGUGAAAAGUUGAUAUUAAUUUAUUUUUUCUCUAACUUUUUACAAUUUCAAUUAACAUCCCUUUGCUAAACGAAAUGUACCGGCACCCGUUUUAUGCGUUGUUCGAAUAUCCACUACAUAUUACAUUAAACCAUUAAAACUGUAACUACCAGAUAGUAAUAACUUUGGAAAUACAUUUGAAGGUAUUGUUCCUGUCCAAAUAAAAUAUCACGAUGAACCACAAAUUACUCCAAACUCAGCGUCUAUUUUGCAUGUAAGAUAUCUAAUGAAGCUUUUUAUUGUAAUAAAGCAAUCUCUUUGAAUAUUA
Messenger RNA from Petromyzon marinus (sea lamprey), 9517 nucleotides. The record is from RefSeq and is a predicted model, not a curated record. Lineage: Eukaryota; Metazoa; Chordata; Hyperoartia; Petromyzontiformes; Petromyzontidae.